UUUUCUCAAGGUAGACUUAGUUCUUUCCCUUUUUCAGGUAACACACUUACCAUGGAUUCCGUUCGAGGACAAGGCGGCAUCCAGAUGCUGCUAACAGCAGAACAGGAUGCUCAACACAUUGUUAACAGUGCCAGAACCGCGAAGACGGCGCGCUUGAGGCAAGCUAAAAACGAAGCUGAGAGGGAAGUGCAACUCUAUCGCACCAAUAUGGAGGCUGAGUAUGAAAAGAUGAUUUCAGAUACAAGUGGGAGCUCUGGCUCCAAUGUAAAAAGGCUUGAGGAGGAAACUGAUGCGAAGAUUAAAAACUUGAAGGAAUCAUCCUCAAAGGUCCGAUCGGAUAUCGUCAGCAUGCUUAUGAAGUAUGUCACAACUGUGAAAACUUGAAGCAUAUGCAGGUUUGUGCAACUCAUUUGUUAAUUCUAAUUAACAAAGGGUUAUUUUAUUAUAGACCCAUUUCAUGCUAAAAAUGUUGAAAAAACACCCUUAUAUUACGCAUAUUUGCAUUUAGUACUUAUUUUUUAUGACUAA
Prunus persica (peach) is the source of this 528-nucleotide messenger RNA. Its product is annotated as V-type proton ATPase subunit G 1. Gene Ontology annotation, molecular function: proton-transporting ATPase activity, rotational mechanism. Gene Ontology annotation, biological process: proton transmembrane transport. The transcript is spliced from 3 exons. The coding region runs from base 52 to 384 and encodes 110 amino acids. The record is from RefSeq and is a predicted model, not a curated record. Gene Ontology annotation, cellular component: vacuolar proton-transporting V-type ATPase complex. Lineage: Eukaryota; Viridiplantae; Streptophyta; Magnoliopsida; Rosales; Rosaceae.